AACGGUCAAGUUUAUACCAAAAUCUGAUAUCUAAGAUCAGUACCAUUAUAAGAGAGAUCACGAGUUAUGUUGUUAGACGUAGAAUAACGUGUGACUUCGCUUCACGUAAUAGCAGAGCUUACAAUGUUUAAAACCAAAUUCGCGAUUAGCGAUAUCUUGAAUUUUUCUAAAAUUCGAAUUGCGAAAUAAGUUUUUUUUCCAUACCUGCCCCGGUAUUUUUUCCCGAGUGGAGUGAAUUCGGACAUCAUGCAUCAAGCAGCGGUGUACAGAAAGGCCAAUAGCCUUCAACGGGAGUGCACUGGAAGAAUCGUCGAAGAAUUCAAAGAUGAAUUGGCCAAAUUUUCGGAGCGCUGUCUCGACGUCGGGUCCGGUACCGGGGAUGUCAUGAUCGAUAUCGUUCUACCAAAAAUGAAUCCGAAUACCAAAAUUUUCUGUUCGGACAUCUCCGACGCUAUGCUGGACUUUAAUAAAGCGCAAUAUGGGUAUCAUGAGCGAAUAUUGGCUUUCGAAAAAUUAGACAUACAGACAUCGGAUCUACCCAAUAAGUUCAUAGGACAAUUUGAUUAUAUAACAUCGUUCUACUGUUUACAAUGGUGUCAAAAUUUGAGCCAAGCUUUCAAAAACAUCUUCGAUAUACUCCGAUCCGGGGGUAGUAUUUUUGCCACUUUUGUUGCCACCUGUCCUUUCUAUAGCGCCUAUCCGAUCUUAGCAACAUAUCCACGUUACCAUUCCUAUGUGAAGGACUACAAUAGCAUUAUACCCGUUUUACAUUCCAACAACCAGCCGCUUCAAACGCUUGAAACUUUGGUCAAAAGCAUAGGGUUUGAGGUGCUUCAUCUCAGUCUCAGACAAACGAGCCAUUUUUAUCGCACUUCAGACGAAUUGAAAGAGUUUUUGAUAUCCAUAAAUCCCUUUAUCACCCGAAUGCCACCGGAUUUGAGAGAGGACUACGGAAAUGAUCUACUCAAAGAAGCAUCGAAGUUCAUGGGAAAUAACAAAAAUAACAACGAAGAAGAUUACGGUUUUCUACAAACACAUCAAAUGUUUGUCGUAUAUUUGAAAAAACCGUAGAAAUUGUGAAAAUAUCAUUGAUGCAGCUACUCGUUUUUACUACUCAUAGAUUAACCCCGAGGUAUAAGGUGAACAAAUCUUUCGUAUUCGCGCAGUGGCUGUGACUCAUCUAACAGCAUUGAUUCAGGUAGCUACACGACAAGCAAAGCAAAAGUUAACUGCAAAAAAUGCUGAAGACGCGAAAAUAUAAUUUUACCAUUUGUAACUAAUCGAAGAGUGUUUUGAAUAAAGUUCUGACGAAAUAUCAUCCUA
Athalia rosae (coleseed sawfly) is the source of this 1323-nucleotide messenger RNA. RefSeq names its product juvenile hormone acid O-methyltransferase-like. NCBI's taxonomy places the organism in Eukaryota, Metazoa, Arthropoda, Insecta, Hymenoptera, Athaliidae. The coding region runs from base 247 to 1071 and encodes 274 amino acids. The transcript has 5 exons. The record is from RefSeq and is a predicted model, not a curated record.